Kogia breviceps (pygmy sperm whale) is the source of this 701-nucleotide messenger RNA. The record is from RefSeq and is a predicted model, not a curated record. Lineage: Eukaryota; Metazoa; Chordata; Mammalia; Artiodactyla; Physeteridae.
CCCUCGGCGGGGAGGAUGACGGAGCUGCAGUCUGCACUGCUACUGCAAAGGCAGAUGGCAGAAAGCAACAAAAAUCCAGUGGAAGGCUUCUCAGCAGGUUGAAUACGUGACAAUGAUCUCUACUGAUGGAAAGUCAUUAUUGGUCCUCCAGAUACACUUUAUGAAGGCGGGGUUUUUCAGGCUCAUCUCACUUUCCCAAAAGAUUAUCCCCUUAGGCCUCCUAAAAUGAAAUUCAUUUCAGAAAUCUGGCACCCAAAUGUUGAUAAAAAUGGCGAUGCACGCAUUUCUAUUCUUCACGGGCCAGGGGAAGAUAAAUAUGGCUAUGAAAAGCCAGAGGAACACUGGCUGCCUAUUCACACCGUGAAAACCGUCAUGAUCAGUGUCAUUUUUAUGUUGCCAGAUCCUAAUGGAGAUUCACCUGCUAAUGUUGAUGCUGCAAAAGAAUGGAGGGAAGACAGAAAUGGAGAAUCCAAAAGGAAGGUUGCCCGCUGUGUAAGAAAAAGCAAGAGACUGCUUUUGAGUGACAUUUAUUCAACAGCGGUAACAUCACUCAUGUCAGGGUCUCCGACUGAGAAACAUGGCCCUGUAUUUCCUGCACUCAACCCACCUAUUGCUGGACUUCUGUUGUAACAAUUCGGCAAACACUGGCUGGAACUGGGCUGCAAUAAAACAUGUCAGUAUCAAUGCUGACAAGAGCCUUA